AUGCCUAAAGAAGAUUGCAAGACAGAAAAGAAUAUAGACAGUAUUGAUGAGAAUGUAUUAAAAAAGUAUGAUAUUUUAAAAAAAGUUGGUAAAGGAGCUUAUGGUGUUGUAUUUAAAGGUAGAUGUAAGAAAAAUAGAAAUAUUGUGGCUGUGAAGAAAAUAUUUGGAGCAUUUCAAAAUUGUACGGAUGCUCAAAGAACAUUUAGAGAAAUAAUAUUUUUGUAUGAGUUAAAUGGACAUGAUAAUAUAAUAAAAUUAAUGGAUGUUAUAAAAGCAAAGAAUGAUUAUGAUAUAUAUCUUAUAUUUGAUUUUAUGGAAACAGAUUUACAUGAAGUGAUAAAAGCAGAUUUAUUAGAAGAUAUACAUAAGAAAUAUAUAAUAUAUCAAUUAUUAAGAGCUUUAAAAUAUAUUCAUUCUGGAGGUUUAUUACAUAGAGAUAUAAAACCAUCAAAUAUAUUAGUAAAUUCAGAAUGUCAUAUAAAAGUAGCAGAUUUUGGAUUAGCUAGAACUAUUUCAACACAUAUCAAUGAAAAUAAAAUACAUGUACUAACAGAUUAUGUAGCUACUCGAUGGUAUAGAGCUCCUGAAAUUUUAUUGGGUAGUACGAAUUAUUCUCAAGGUGUUGAUAUGUGGUCCUUGGGUUGUAUCAUGGGGGAAUUAUUAUCUGGAAAGCCUUUAUUUACAGGCAAUUCUACAAUGAAUCAAUUAGAGAAAAUAAUACAAGUAAUAGGAAAACCUGAUAAAAAGGAUAUAGAAGAUAUUAGAUCAUCUUUUGCUGAGACAAUAAUUUCUUCUUUUGUAGAUUUAAAAAAAAAAAAUUUAAAAGAUAUAUGUUAUAAGGCUUCAAAUGAAUCCUUAGAUUUAUUACAACAGUUGUUACAGUUUAAUCCAUCCAAAAGAAUAAGCGCAGAAAAUGCACUUAAACAUAAAUAUGUUGAAGAAUUUCAUUCAAUUAUUGAUGAACCUAUAUGCAGACACAUUAUCACAGUUCCCAUUAAUGAUAAUGCUAAAUAUAAAGUUAAUUUCUAUAGAGAUAUUGUUUAUUUUAUUAUUAUGCGCAAGAAAAAAAUUUACUCUAAUGAACUGAAACAAGCAGAAAAAUAUAAAAAACAUGAAAAGAAAGACGAAUAUUAUAAAAGGGAGAAACAUAAAAAAAAAAAAGCUACAGUUCAAAAUAAUAAGGUACAUAUGAAGGAUAAAGAAUAUAACCAUAAGAUGAUAUGUUCACAAGGGAAUACAUAUGAAGAUAUAAAGGAUGACCAGAAAAAAUAUAAAAUUUAUGAAGAAACUCAUGUAGAUACAUCAAAACAAAUGGAUUGUCUCAACAUAGACCAUGUGUUUCAUAAUAGCAGUGAUAUAUCUUAUGAUGAUAAGAGGAAAAACACAAAAUUGGAAUCAGUAUACAAGGAAAUAAAAAAAAAAAAUAGCAUGGAAAAUGUUCAUUGUAAGGAUGAAAAAAGGAAAGUAUUUUAUGAGGAUAGAAAAAAGGAGAGCAUAACGAAUUUUACCACAACAACGACGGUUAGUAAAAGUGAUGAUGAAGAAAUGGAGAUGAGUCAGAUGGAAAUAAGCGGACAAAGAAAAGAACAAAUGGAAGGACAAAGAAAAGAACAAAUUGAAGAACAAAUUGAAGAACAAAUCAAGGAGAUUCAAAAUAAUAUUAGUAAGAUUUCCAUAGGCAGUAAUACAAUCAGUAGCACUAUCAGUGGGACUGAACCUAAUAGUAGACAUAAUUUUAAUAAUAACAAAAGUGUUGAAUCUUUUUAUACUAAAGAAAGGAAAAAUAAUGACACAUUGUUUCAUGCUAAUAAGAAGUUUAUAUUUUCUAAAGAAAAAAAUAAGAUUAAAAAUUAUAACUUAGAAAAAAAAAAUUCAAAAUAUAAGGCAUCUUCUGGUUUUAAAAAAUCAUAUGAAAAAGAAAAAAACAUGCAUCAUUAUUUUGAAACCAAAUGUAGUAGGACCCCAUUAGGGAAGAAAGAUGGGAAGAAUUAUUAUCAUUCUAUGGAGGAUAAAAGGAAUAGAAAAUAUGAGGAUGGAAGUAAUAAAAAAUAUGUAGAUGGAAGUAAUAAAAAAUAUAUACAUAAUAAUAACCAUUUUAAUAAUAAUUAUUAUCACUAUAGUCGUAGAGGCUCUUUGAAAAGCUUAAACAAAGAUGAAGAUAGCUGCCUCCAAAGAACAUGCAAGAAUACAGCAAAAUUACAUAUGCCUAAAGUAAUAAAUAAAAUCACAAAGCCAUUAAAUACUUUAUCUCGCAAUUAUUAUAAUAAAGACGAAGAAAAAAAAUAUAUGAGUAAUAGUACGUUAAAAAAAGAAGUGAAGAAAAAAAUAUGGAGACAUCUUAUAGAUAAUGAGAAUAAAAAAAGUCAAGAUAUGAUAGAUUAUGAUUAUAAUCAUAAAGUAAAUAAGACAGAAAAGAAUCAUAGCAAAAUUAAUUUUAAAUAUGAUGAGAAAAAGAAAAGGGAGGAGAAAUCUGUUUCAAAUACGGAACGAAAAAGAUAUCAGGAUACUAAUACCACUUAA
Messenger RNA from Plasmodium gaboni, 2520 nucleotides. Its product is annotated as mitogen-activated protein kinase 1. Bases 1 to 2520 code for a protein of 839 amino acids. Gene Ontology annotation, biological process: protein phosphorylation; intracellular signal transduction. Gene Ontology annotation, molecular function: ATP binding; MAP kinase activity. The record is from RefSeq and is a predicted model, not a curated record. Gene Ontology annotation, cellular component: nucleus; cytoplasm. The transcript has a single exon. Lineage: Eukaryota; Apicomplexa; Aconoidasida; Haemosporida; Plasmodiidae.